UUCUGUAGGUGAAAAACCCCAGCAGCUUUUAGUGGCUUGGUUUGGUUGCGGAGGUUGUGGUGGUAACGAAAGAGAAAGCCAUGGCGAUGAGAGCAUCUGCGGCGGCACCUCGUGGACUGAGAAGACUGUACUCAAGCUUCGCUUUCGCUUCUCCGCCUAGCACCGCUGCUAAUACAACCCCUCUUCCAGCCGAGCCCUCCACGAGCUUGGUCGUCUCUAGCAAAUGCAUGACGAUGAGAGCAUCUGCUGGGGCGGCGACUCCUUGUGGAAUGAGAAAACUAUUCUCGAGCUUCGCUUUCAAUCCUCCGCCCAGUACCGCUGCUAAUACAGCUUCUCCUCCGGCUGAGCCCUCCACGAACCUCUUCGUCUCAGGGCUUAGCAAACGUACUACUUCAGAAGGACUUAGAGACGCCUUCUCAAAAUUUGGUCAAGUGGUUCAUGCUAGAGUUGUGACGGACCGUGUCUCAGGAUAUUCCAAGGGGUUUGGGUUUGUGCGCUAUGCCACUUUAGAGGAGGCUGCAGAAGGUAUAAAAGGCAUGGAUGGCAAGUUUCUGGAUGGAUGGGUUAUUUUUGCGGAGUAUGCAAAACCUAGAGAAGCACCCUCGUCGUCACCUUCAAUGAAUGCUGGAGUUCCUCCAUUUGGACGUCCUUGAAGACGUUGAAUGUGAACAAGCUUAUCAGCCCCAUUUUUUGCAUUAAGAGAGCUCAAUUGUAUCCUAUUACCUGGCAUAAUUAUAUUCUUCUGGAUGGCACUGAACGGGUUGAACUGAAUGAGGACUAGGAUUGCAUGCCAUCAAACUGUAUUGUGAAUUGUGGACCAUGUGUUUGCUAUUUGUUAUGUUUAUGGGUUUGACAUUGUUUACAAAGUACUGUUACAGCAAAAAACUAAGCUAGAAAAAACAGAACAUACGAAUUCUAAUAAUAAGUAGGGAGAGUGUUCUCUGAACCUACUCCAAUUCCUA
Messenger RNA from Macadamia integrifolia, 962 nucleotides. RefSeq names its product organelle RRM domain-containing protein 2, mitochondrial-like. The coding region runs from base 81 to 653 and encodes 190 amino acids. The transcript has 4 exons. NCBI's taxonomy places the organism in Eukaryota, Viridiplantae, Streptophyta, Magnoliopsida, Proteales, Proteaceae. The record is from RefSeq and is a predicted model, not a curated record. Gene Ontology annotation, molecular function: RNA binding.